GAAGAACUUCCUGCGGCUCCGAGCGGAAGAGGUGGGCGGAGACCGCUGCUUCCCAGGGCUGGAUGGCAAGGAGGGCCCUGUGAAUCACCACAAAGAAAGACAGCAAUGGACGUACCCCAGCAAGAAGAUCAAAGGUGCUCCGCAGAAGGAUCAAAGGCACCUAGCAUUUUCCAGCUGGCUAAUCAAGAAUUUGAAGGCAGCGAGUUGGAAAGCGAGAGCACAAGCCGUUCAGGGGGCAUGCUCCUGAAACACCCUGAGCUCAGAACAUCGGAAGAAGCACCAAGGAGUCCCAGAGUCCGGCUGGGAGGGGCCCCAUCCAGUGAAGGUUCUGAUGUCCCUCGGAGCCCGUCUUCUGGGCCUUCUGAGCAGGUGGCAGCGGCAAUUGAAGACAUGAAACGCCUCAUGGAAGAGUUUGGUGUGGACCUGGCCACCGUGACUCAAGCAUUUCUGAAAACCAGUGGGGAAGUCACGGCCGUAGCCCACUGUCUGCAGCAGACUGGCUCGCCUUCAGAGGACUGCCUGCCUCUUUGGACCAGGCAGGAUGACCUCGACCUGCUGGCAGGCGACGAUCAUCUCAGAAGCAAGCUUAGAGCUAAAUACGGAGAAGAGAACGUGAACAGCCGCGUGGCAUUCAGGAAGACCUAGUUUGAGGGAAGUGCCUUUUGUGAGGGUUACUCUCCUUUCAGGGAGGGAGUGGGGAGUAGAGGCUUGUAGGACCAAGGCCAAGGACUUGCCUCUGAAUCUCCGCCAUGACCAAAUGGACUGUUGUGGCUCCAUUCUGCCAACUGUAUAGAACAGGGGUGGCCAACGGUAGCUCUCCAGAUGUUUUUUGCCUACAACUUGCAUCAGCCCUUGCUGGCUGGGGCUGAUGGGAGUUGUAGGCAAAAAACAUCUGGAGAGCUACUGUUGGCCACCCCUGGUAUAGAACACACAUACACCCCGCCCUCAGGGUUAUUUCUUGUUAUCACAAUGGCAGCUGUUUGGUUACUUUUGAGCAGGCAAUAAAACUGUAUGAAUCUGCCCUUUUUUUACAA
Molecule: messenger RNA, 1034 nt
Organism: Heteronotia binoei (common prickly gecko)
Lineage: Eukaryota; Metazoa; Chordata; Lepidosauria; Squamata; Gekkonidae
Gene: TERF2IP
Product: TERF2 interacting protein
Exons: 3
Coding region: 106-645 (179 amino acids)
Biological process (GO): regulation of DNA-templated transcription; telomere maintenance via telomere lengthening
Cellular component (GO): shelterin complex
Molecular function (GO): telomeric repeat DNA binding
Source: RefSeq, a predicted model, not a curated record